AGAAAACACGACGCCUAGUGAAGCUUGUGUGUUUAUAUUUCUGCUAUAACCAGAUACGUGAGUGAGGUGACUGUUGACAUAAAACAACGUUUUUCCUCAGGUUGACGAUGAAAGGACGAUCAAGAGUCCCGCUCUGCUGAAGUUUCCUUGAGCAAGUCACUGAGGUGGGGCACUGCACUGUAGCUGACCUCGCUUUGGAUGAUCAAAUGGUGAACAAGCUGCCCUGUGGGUCCAAUAAAGUGUCUUGUGUAAGUGGCUGAUAAGCACUUGAAGAUGAGUAAGUGGGGAGACAGAGUGAAGAAGGUGGAGCAGCUUGCUCAGUCGUUCCAUCUGAAUCCUCUGGCCACUCCCUACAAGCCUCGACUGUGGCCAUGCCAGCCUUCCUCCAUCUGGAAGCUCUUCCCUCGUCAGAGUAUGGCUAUCAGCUUCACUCAGAGCUGCAAAGAGGCUGUGCAUGUUUUUGCACUUGAAAAAGAAAAGGCAUCCCUGGGUCAAAGGAUCUUCCUGGUUACCAGUUACAGUGAGCUAUGGCACUACUACAGGACUUACACACAGUCCUUGAUGCACUGCUACGAGGUGAUACCAGAGGGCGCUGUUUGCAAGCUUUACUUUGACUUGGAGUUCCACAAGCCCUCUAAUAAAGGAGCCGAUGGCAAAGCUAUGGUGUCUUCGCUUAUCCAGUAUGUCUGUGACAAGCUGAUGGAAGUUUAUGGGAUUAAAUGCUCCGCAAAAAAUGUCCUCAACCUCGACUCCAGCACAGAAGAGAAGUUCAGCCGACAUCUCAUCUUCAAUCUCCCAAAUGCAGCUUUCAAAGACAACAUACACGUGGGCAGGUUUAUUCAUACAAUUCUUCAGCCAGUCCUGAGCACCCUAAAAAGUUGCCAGAAUGUUGGGAUGAAUUCAGCGGCAGAAAGCGUCGAAACACGAACACAUGCUGAUUCAGCAAAGGCAGGUGAGACACUUGAGAGUCCACAGGCCAAGAGGCGCAAGCAGGAAGAGAAAGACCUCAGUUUCCUCCAGGUGAAAAACAAGGAUGGCCAAGACUGUUUAUUUGUUGAUCUUGGUGUUUACACUAAGAACAGAAAUUUCCGGCUUUACAAGUCAUCAAAAGUGGGAAAGAACGCUGCUUUCACGGUGGCAGACGACAACAAGUUUAUUGACAAACCUCAGAAGGGAAUGUCUGCGGAGGAAAGCGUGUUCUUGGCUUCUUUAGUCUGUAACGUGAGUUUCACAGGUCAGAAAAUUCUGAUGUCCGAUGCCCCAGAGACGAAGGAUUCCAAAACCUCAAAGCCUCAUUGUCAGCAGGGAUCAGCCACAAAUCCAGAUACACUUUCUGGCUGCCUGUCAUCCCCUCAUCAGGAAGUGGACAACUUUGUACUGACUCUGGUUAAAAAGGACGGCGUACAUGGAAGCAUCAGACGGUGGAACUACUUUGUCGCCGAACAACUUCUUGUCUACGACAUUGCAAAAUACCGCUGGUGUGAAAAUGUGGAGAGGUUUCAUAAAAGCAACAACAUUAUGAUUGUUGUGGACCUCAAAGAGGAAGCGUGGUACCAGAAGUGUCACGAUCCUGAAUGCAAGAACUUUAGGUCCUCAAGUUACCCACUGCCGCAGGAGAUCUGCGUCAGCUACAUCAUGGCACUGGAUGAGGAAGACCAGGCUUACUUAAUGGAUGAUGCUGGUAACAUUGAACUCAGCCAGACAUCAAACCAGGCCCCACAGAGCACAGGGGAGGAAUCAGCUGAGGUGUGGGGAGACAAACAGGAUGACCAGGACCUUUUAGAGAGCCUAGAUGACUUUGAACAAAACAACGAAGAUAUCUCUGAUCAGCUUCUUCUCAAAUGUAUGGCGGAUUUUGACUCCAAGUAGAAGGUAAACAGUCUGGAUCAGGAACCACUAUCCCCACCAGACAUGCCUGAA
Epinephelus lanceolatus (giant grouper) is the source of this 1920-nucleotide messenger RNA. It is a transcript of the gene primpol, whose product is annotated as primase and polymerase (DNA-directed). The record is from RefSeq and is a predicted model, not a curated record. Gene Ontology annotation, cellular component: mitochondrial matrix; nucleus. Gene Ontology annotation, biological process: mitochondrial DNA replication; response to UV; replication fork processing. NCBI's taxonomy places the organism in Eukaryota, Metazoa, Chordata, Actinopteri, Perciformes, Serranidae. Gene Ontology annotation, molecular function: chromatin binding; DNA-directed DNA polymerase activity.